Jaculus jaculus (lesser Egyptian jerboa) is the source of this 3495-nucleotide messenger RNA. RefSeq names its product microfibril associated protein 5 (gene Mfap5). The transcript has 10 exons. NCBI's taxonomy places the organism in Eukaryota, Metazoa, Chordata, Mammalia, Rodentia, Dipodidae. Gene Ontology annotation, cellular component: microfibril. Gene Ontology annotation, biological process: embryonic eye morphogenesis. Bases 284 to 769 code for a protein of 161 amino acids. The record is from RefSeq and is a predicted model, not a curated record.
ACCUUUGGAAUGAGGGUGUGAGUGACUGCUAAUCCCCAUCGCCCUUUUCUCUCAUUCCAGCCUUAUUGUAACACUGCUUUCUACGCCUCUAGCUUGGUAUUUUCUCUCCCUCCCUCCCUUGCUUCCCUCAUCUCAUUGUUCAGAGUAGGCCAAAUCUGAAAUCCUUCCCGGGGUGUGGCUGUGUUCAUCUCGUUCCCAAGCCUAAGUGGGGCAGUGUGAGAAGGACGGAGACACGUCCAGCAGCCAGAGGACUCGGUGGACAGAGUGGAGCACUGUACACAAUAUGCUGCUCUUUGGCUGCAAGGCGUUGCUGAUUCUCACUGCACUCCUCGUCCCCUCCGACUGGCUACUGCUACCAGUCAAUGGUCAACGAGGAGAUGAUGUCACCGAAGAAUUGUUCACGGAAGAUCCUAAUCUGGUGAAUGAUCCUUCUACAGAUGCAACAGUUCUGGCUGAUAUCGGGCCUUCCACAGAUGACCUGGCCUUACCUAGUGAUAAAAAUGCCACUGCAGAAUGCCGGGAUGAAAAAUUCGCCUGCACAAGGCUGUACUCAGUGCAUCGGCCAGUCAAACAAUGCGUUCAUCAGAUCUGCUUCACUAGUUUACGACGCAUGUACAUCAUCAACAAUGAGAUCUGCUCCCGUCUUGUCUGUAAGGAACACGAAGCUAUGAAAGAUGAACUUUGCCGGCAGAUGGCAGGUCUGCCUCCUAGGCGACUCCGUCGCUCCAACUACUUCCGACUUCCUCCCUGUGAAAAUGUGAAUUUGUAGAGACCUGGUGGCCUGUGAUAUCAAGAAGAAGGAAGAAUAUGUGGGUGAGAGGAAACAGAAAUUCCUUCUUCUCCAAACACUUGCAGCUGGCCCACAAACAUGCAUCUUUUAAAAGCCAGGCCCUCGGCAAUGUCCAGCUCUUGUCCUGACUCCUCAGCUAUUUGCUGAAACUUGGUAGCAUUUGCCUCAUUUUUCAGUACUUAAAAUACAAUGUAUGAAUUACAUGAAUUUGCUGCUUUCAAAUAUCAUAGGCAUAGUAGAGUAGACAAGUGAUAACCACAUGACUUAUAUACAAGCAUUCCACAUGUAAUUUCAGAAGAAAAGGGCUUGAGGAUGAGGGUCAGUGGUAGAGUGCUUGUCUGGCAUGCACGCAGCCCUGGGUUUAAUCCUCAGCAACAGUAAACUAUGCAUGGUGGUGCUGCCUGUGCUCUUAGCACUCAGGGGUUGGAGGCAGGGGUAGAAGUCAUGUUUGGCCACAUGGCAAGUUUAAGGCCAGCCUGGAUAACAGGAAAACCUUUCUAAAAAUCAGCUGCCACAGCAGCAAACAACAACAAAACCCAGAAAACUUUAGGUUAAUAAACUUUUUGUUAAAGGUGCUAUGGAUUGAACUCUGGACCUUAUACAAGCUAAGCAAUCACUCUACCACUAAGCUACAGUUCUGUCCCCUGGGAGAAUAAUAUUAUUAGGUGUGUCAAAGUAUUAGGAUGGAAGCCAUCCUUGUCAAUUUUGGAUGGCCAUGGAACUUUAUUUCUUCUCCUUUCUCGAUCAACUCUCCAUAAUUCAUAUAAUCUGCACUCAGUUUAACUAUUUUGCUUGGAUUGUCCUAAACUUGCCUAGCAAGUCUUCUUGACAAGGGUCAUGGUAAUUUUUGUGGUCCCAGAAGAUUCGCCAACAGAGAUAAGAAUUAUUCAAUCCUACUAGUGAUACAUAAAGAUCCAGAAUGUUUUCUUCUAAGCUCAGAGUCUGAGGCUAAUGAAAGAGCUGUCAUAACACAGUGUAGAACUUUGAUCUUAAUCGCCUAUGAUUUCUCAGGUACAAUCCAGAAGUAGGGCUGGAAAGUAAGUCCCAUUUACUCACCUGUUAUGGGAACACAGAGCCCACGGCCACAGACCAUAAUAGACACCUCAAUGUGACUCCAUAUCAAUUGUCUGAGUUUCCUGUUCCUUCUUUUGUGUUGUCACAAGUUACCAAGUGCAAGUCAAGCUUCUGGUGCAAAUGGCUUCUGAUUUGAGAUUAAAGGGCAUUUAUUUUCAAACAUCAAUAGGCAGGCAGAAAAUAUACCUAUUGUUUAAAGUGAAGAUGUCAAAGACUGUAUUUAGAAAACUCACAUUCUUUUGUUGUUGUUGUUUUGUUUUUAUUUUUGGUAUUUACUUUUUUUGGAGACAGGGUCUUAUAUGUAACCCUGGCUGUCCUGAUAUAUACACCAAGCUGGCCUCAAACUUGUGACAAUCCUCCAGCCUCAGCUUCUGAGUGCUUGGAUUAAAGAAAUACACCACCACACCGCUACAAGCACACUCUUUCCGUGGCACUAGUGGUACCAUGUAUGCCAGGAAGUCUUCGCCUUCACUGGGCCAUGCUCAUGUCCCCACCUUUAAUAGAAGCAGUUUAAAUUUUUAUUAACUGUAAGGUUUUAAUUUUGUGGUUCUCUAGCUAUAAAGCCUAGACGUAGAUGUAGUCCAAGUCACAAUAAGCUUUACUCUAGAUGCCCAGAGUAGUCUCAUUAUUAUAACAGAACAAAAUCUCUUACUCCCUACCCCAACAAGGAGGGGCCAGGUGGAGGGGGGAGGACAGGGAGGAGGCUAACAGUGGUAGCAACUUGACUGUAUUCACUGAGUACAAAACUAAUAAAAAAUUAAAAUUAAAAAAAUCUAUUCCCUAUUUUUUUGUGCUGGUGUGGGUCUCAAACUCAUGCCUCAUGCUUGCUAGGAAUUGCCUCUACUACUGAGCUGUAUCUAUAACCCCCUAAGUCCCAUGGUUGAAAGUGGCAAAUUCUUGUCAUUUACUUUUAUGUGACCAUUUCUGUCUGGAAUCUCAAUAGCUUUCCAAAAAGUCCAGUGGAAUUCUCCUAGGAACGGGGUGGUGGUGAUCACAUAUGAUAGUAGUAGUUGGAUUCUUUCAUAAUGCUGAGAAAACUAGCUAAUCAAGGGUCAGUUUAGUGGGAUAUGAACAACUGAUUGAAAAUCCUGAAAAAGCCCCAAAGCAUGUAAUCUCAGUCCUAACCAUAUCAUCUAGAGCAAGGGCACAGUACAGCCACUAUAGGGAGCUCUUACUGGCAUUGCUUCAAAGAACAACCUUAAGAGGAGAGAUGAAGAUUUAAAUCACUGUGAUUUAAUCAGUGCAUGUUGUGUAUGUGUAUUGAAAUAUACAUAUACACAGUUAUUGUAUGGUAGCUAAAACAUCUAAACAUGUUUAAGGGACUAGAAAACUAUGCCAAUAGAUCAUUGCAUACUGUAUAUAUGUAUAAAAUUACAGUCCACAAACUUAUGUAAUUAAAUCAACAGAAAUAAAGUACCAAUACCUAAUAUUUCAUUUAGAAAACAUUAAAAAGUUUGUUUUGUUCCUGGGAUCUGGUAAAAUACAAGAAGUAAAGAAAAAUCUUCAUGAACUGAACCUUCUUAAACCUAUCAGCACCUCAGUCCCAGGAUUGUGUCAAUUGCAAAUUAAACAUGUUAAAAAUAAACUGUUAUCCAAUUUCUUUCUGAGAAUAAAGUGACUUUUGAUCUGUU